GUUGCUGAGGUCACCACAUGAAUCAGCAGAACAGGUAACACAGCCAAUGGACACUGAUGAAAUCCAAACCACUGACCAUUGCUACAACUGUGAUAGUCAGAAAGAACAGACAGGCAUGCUGCUGGAAGACCCACUGAUUGAAAAUGAGGAAGUCAUCGUAGUGAACAUCAGUUAACAGGCUGCUGUAUUUUCGGAAGAGGUAGUAAUCUCCAGCAUGGAGUAUGCCGAUGGAGAGGCAGGAAGAGAUAAUGCAGCACAACAUGACUACACACUUGGAAUGAAUGGAUUAUUUCCCGCUGAUAAUAUAAAUGGGAAAAACAAUGUUACAAAAAUUACAGAAAUUAAAGCAUCUCACAGCACAGUAUCAAAUAUACGAAAGAGAAGGCCACAGGAGAUCACGGAGCACGGGUAGUCAAACUAAGGUGUCACAUACUAAGUGUAGCAACACAGACUGCAACUAUAAAACCUUCUGUACAUGAUGCUGAAUGUAUGGCCUCAACAUGGAUGGAUGCUAGCACACAGUUUCCAGAAAUGGGUGUAUCACCGGCACAACUUCUUAAGGAUCACACUUAUGUAAAGUGGGGUAAGCCACACGUUGAAACGAGCAGUAGUACUGACAUCUAUGCGAUGGAACAAGGAGUCCAGGUGGAUAUGUUAAAUGAUGAUGAACAAACGACAGAUAUGGACCUAUUGAAUGAUGAUUGUUUGGAAUUAGAGAUGCCUUCUGCCAUGGUGUGUUGUAGUACCCCAGUGAGAAGUAAAGAAACCAUCAACUGCAGUCUGACAAGUGAUGCCCAGACAAUGUAUGAAGACAUAAAUGACUGCCAUGAAGAAGACCCUGACUGGUGUGAGCCAUCGGCCACCAUGUCCGUAUCUGAAAAUGAUGAGACUCUGGAGUAUGAAAAUGUGGAGCAGCAGAUGGGGUUGCAACGGAAAUUUAUUGUAUUUGAAGACUGCUUGGAUGAACUGCUGAGAAGAAUGAUAUGUCCUGACUGUAAAGCACCAGCAUGUGAUGACUAUGAGAAAAGAGUUGUUGCAUCCAUGUUUGCCACCAAAGUAAUGUGUCUGAAUGGACAUGAAAUUGUAAGUUGGCAAAGCCAACCAGUGUUGGGUAGAAUGCCUGUGGGAAAUCUUUUGAAUGCAGCUGCUGUACUAUUUAGUGGAAGUACAUAUGCACAUAUAGCAAGGUUUUGUGCAUAUGUGGGUCUGGAAUUCAUUAGCCAGACAACAUUUUAUGACCUACAGCGUGAGUAUUUAUUUCCAGUAGUUCAAAAACAGUGGAGUACGCAUCAGUAAGAUCUGCUACAAGACAUUCAAGGUAAAAGAGUGAGAUUAUCAGGUGAUGGCCGAUGUGACAGUCCGGGCUAUUCAGCAAAGUACUGCUGUUACAGUUUGAUGGAUAUGGACUCUGGAUAUCUCCUAGAUUUUUCCAUAGAGCAACUUGGUGACGGAACGUCUUCAGUAGCUUUGGAAAAAAAGGCAUUCCUAAAAUGUAUGCAGAAGUUGCGUAGACUCAAUGUGAACAUAAGUGUAGUAGCAACAGACAGACAUCGAGGGAUUGGAAGUGCAAUGAGGACAGAGUUUCCGGAAAUUGACCAUCAAUUUGACCUGUGGCAUGUGUCAAAAAGUAUUACCAGAAAGAUUGUAUCAGUUGCCAAAAAAAAGGAAAUGGAGCAGUUAAUGCCGUGGUGCCAAAGUAUUUCAAACCAUUUGUGGUGGUGUUCUGAAACAUGUGAUGGAGAUGCACCACUACUGCUUGAAAAGUGGAAGUCUCUCAUCCAUCACAUAACAGACAGCACACCUGGGAUUGGGGAGAGAAAUUCUGUGCCUGUGAGCAUGAGAUUCCAUUGCCAGACCAGGAAACAGUGGUUGGAAGUCCACUACUGCUUGAAAAGUGGAAGUCUCUCAUCCAUCACAUAACAGACAGCACACCUGGGAUUGGGGAGAGAAAUUCUGUGCCUGUGAGCAUGAGAUUCCAUUGCCAGACCAGGAAACAAAACAGUGGUUGGAAGUAGGUGAUGCUCCGCACACUGCACUAGUGAAGAUUAUGAGCAACACAACACUGGUGAACGAUCUGAAACACUUAACACAGUUCUGCCACACAGGCAGUUUGGAAGUGUUUCAUGCUCUGCUGUGCAAGUAUUGCCCCAAAUUUGAGCAUUUUUCAAACAGUGGAAUGAAAGUACGGACAGUGCUCGCCAUUUUUUAUCAUAACGCCAAUGUGAAUCGUCAGCAAGCAGUUGUGCAUUACCCAAAGAUUAACUGCACAAAAAAGGGAGAUCUACGUUACCGCAUCGUGUAUCCUAAGGCAAAACAGCAAUGGGUUGCAAAGCCAAUUUUUGAAGAGAGAAAAUAUGACUAUAUCUUUGAUAUGAUUGUGGAUGUCCUGUUGAUGAAGAACGGAAAAAUUUCUGUGCCGAGCUUUCAGGUAACACCUGUAGCCAAAAAUAUAGCCAAGUGUGAGAGACCAGAUAAAGCCGAAGUAAUUGCCAGACAUAUAACACGAUUUGGUAAGUCACAGAAUCUUUGAUUACUGUUGCAUGUAGUCAGCAUACUAGAAGUGUGAUUGAGAGUAAUGCCGCACCAGGCCUACAUGUUUGAUCUGCAGUGAUGUGUCAUGGUGUUCGAGCCAGUGACCAUUGCAAACAACAAAAAUUGCUCUUUCCUACAAUCAAAUGAAGAAUUUUUACAAGUACAUUUGUAGAUGACAACUCUGAAGACUACAAAGCUAAAUUUGGACAUACAGCCGGAUUUGUUAAUGUCUACUCCAAGCCAGAAGGAUGACAUCACAGAAAAAUAACAAAUGUGAGUUGCUAGUGCAUGUUAGCAUUGCUUACAAAUGACGAUAGGAAUUGUGAGCAGUCUGAAAAUUAUGAUGUGUGCAUAAGACUAGAGUUGACAGUGGAAUUUACAGUUACGGUGUAGGUGAUGAAGACAGUAAUGAUCUGCUAGAUAGUUUUGCCAAUAAAGAGGUUGUUGACAUUGA
Molecule: messenger RNA, 2986 nt
Organism: Protopterus annectens (West African lungfish)
Lineage: Eukaryota; Metazoa; Chordata; Ceratodontiformes; Protopteridae
Exons: 3
Coding region: 490-1296 (268 amino acids)
Source: RefSeq, a predicted model, not a curated record